Phytophthora sojae is the source of this 2058-nucleotide messenger RNA. RefSeq lists its product as hypothetical. Gene Ontology annotation, cellular component: cytosol. The record is from RefSeq and is a predicted model, not a curated record. Gene Ontology annotation, biological process: pentose-phosphate shunt. Gene Ontology annotation, molecular function: transketolase activity. The transcript has 2 exons. Bases 1 to 2058 code for a protein of 685 amino acids. Lineage: Eukaryota; Oomycota; Peronosporomycetes; Peronosporales; Peronosporaceae.
AUGGCUGACCACGUGGACAAGAAGCCGCGCAUCGGCGAGGAGCUGUGCAUCAACACCAUCCGCAUGCUGUCGGCCGACCAGCCCAGCGCCGGCAAGUCGGGCCACCCGGGCGCCCCCAUGGGCUGCGCGCCCAUGGCCCACGUGCUCUUCGGCAAGACGAUGAAGUUCAACCCCAAGAACCCCAAGUGGAGCAACCGCGACCGCUUCUACAGCAUGCUGCACCUGACGGGCUACGACCUGCCCAUCGACGAGCUCAAGAAGUUCCGCCAGUGGGGCUCCAAGGCGCCCGGCCACCCUGAGAACUUCUGCACGCCCGGCGUCGAGGUGUCCACGGGCCCGCUGGGCCAGGGCAUCUCGAACGCCGUGGGGCUGGCCAUUGCCGAGAAGCACCUGGCCGCCGAGUUCAACAAGGACGGCCUCGACAUCGUGGACCACUACACGUACGUCAUCUGCGGCGACGGCUGCCUGCAGGAGGGCGUGUCCUCGGAGGCCUCGUCGCUGGCCGGCCACCUGGGCCUCGGCAAGCUCAUCGUGCUGUACGACGAUAACAAGAUCACCAUCGACGGCAGCACCGACAUCUCGUUCACCGAGGACGUGCAGAAGCGCUACGAGGCCUACGGCUGGCACGUGCAGGUCGUCGAGGACGGCAACUACGACCACGCCGCCAUCCAGAAGGCCGUCGAGGCGGCCAAGGCCGUGACCGACAAGCCGUCGCUCAUCAAGAUCCACACCACGAUCGGCCUCGGCUCCAAGCUCGAGAACACGCACUCGGUGCACGGCGCCCCCCUCAAGCCCGACGACCUGUCGGCCACCAAGGAGAAGUUCGGCCUCAAGGGCACCGAGUCCUUCUUCGUCCCGGAGCAGGUCAAGAAGUUCUACGACAAGACCGUCUCGGGCGCCGAGCUUGAGAAGCAGUGGAACGACCUGUUCGCCAAGUACACGGAGGCCCACCCCAAGGAGGCCGCCGAGUUCACGCGCCGCAUGGAGGGCAAGCUGCCCGCCGACUGGAAGAAGAACAUGCCCAAGUACACGCCCGCGGACGCCGGCAAGGCCACCCGCCAGUACUCGGAGAUCGCCCUGAACGCCGUGGCCACGGCUCUGCCCGAGAUCGUGGGCGGCUCGGCCGACCUGACCCCGUCCAACCUGACGCACCUAUCCAUGUCGGGCGACUUCCAGAAGGACACUCCCAUCGGCCGCUACAUCCGCUUCGGCGUGCGCGAGCACAGCAUGGCCGCCAUCUCGAACGGCCUGUUCGCCCACGGCGGUGUGCGUCCGUUCUGCGCUACGUUCUACAACUUCAUCGGCUACGCUCUGGGCGCCGUGCGCGUGAGUGCUCUGUCGCGCUUCGGUGUGAUCUACAUCGCCACGCACGACUCGAUCUUCCUGGGCGAGGACGGCCCGACCCACCAGCCGAUCGAGAUGAACGCCUCGCUGCGCGCCAUGCCCAACAUGUACGUGUACCGCCCCGCCGACGGCAACGAGACCGUGGGCGCCUACAUCGCCGCCGUGGAGAACACGCACAAGACGUCGGUGCUCGCUCUGACCCGUCAGGGCCUGCCCAACCUGGCCAAGUCGACGGCCGAGGCCGUGGCCAAGGGCGCCUACAUCAUCGCCAACGUGGCCAGCGGCGCCGAGGUGGAGUCGCUGGAGGGCGAGCCGGACCUGGUCCUGGUCGCCUCCGGCUCGGAGGUGUCGCUCUCGAUCGACGCCGCCAAGCUGCUGACCAACUACAAGGUGCGCGUCGUGUCGGUGCCGUGCCGCGACCUGUUCGACGAGCAGUCGGUCGAGUACAAGAAGGAGAUCCUGGGCGAGGGCGUCCCGGCCAUGAGCGUCGAGGCCGCCGCCACCUUCGGCUGGGCCACGUACUCGCACGCGCAGUUCGGCCUGGACCGCUUCGGCGCGUCCGCCACCAUCGCGCAGCUGAAGGAGCAGUUCGGUUUCAACCCGAGCACCGUCGCGGACGAGGCCCGUAAGCUGGUCAAGUACUACGACGGCCGUUCCGCCCCGAGCCUCUUCGACCGCCCGGCCCCGCGCGUGCUCAAGGCCGCCGACCACUAA